GUGAUCAGAAGCAGUCCACCGCAGACGGAGGAGCAGCCAGCCAGGUGUGUGAGGAUGCAGUGAACCCAUAUGCACAUGCAGCUUCAGACUCAGCAGCCACAGCUGACUACAGCCAGCAGGUCUAUCAGGAGACCAGCCCCGCGGUGACGUCCUACACCAGUCAGGUGGCCUUUUCUCCUCUGGCCCAGUCCACUGUGUACUCAUCCUUCCCUCAGACCGGACAGACCUACGGACUCCCACCCUUCGGAGCCUUGUGGCCGGUCGUUAAAACUGAGACAGGGCUGCCUGAGGCGCCCUAUGGUGGCCAGCCCGGGUUUCUAAGCUUCAGCACGGCAUUCACCUCCACCCAGCCGGGUCAGCUGCACUACUCGUACCCGAGCCAAGGCUCGAGCUUCACCACCUCCAGUGUUUACUCCAACAUCCCCUCCACCACAGCCGUCACCAGCGCCUCCACCGCAGCCGCACCCCAGGAGUUCAGCAGCUACAGCUCUCUGGGUCAGGCUCAGUUCUCUCAGUAUUACACGCUACCUCCCAGCUACGUUCCUGCCGGGCUGCCCAGCAGCGACGAGCCCGGCGCCGCGGUCGCAGAAUAUUCAGCGGUGAAGUCUGAGGAGGCCGCCUCAGCUGGACUGCCCCCCCGAGAUGCAUCUCCACCUGAGAACCUCCCUGCAGGUGCAGCCCUCCCCUCAGGUGGAGCCAGGGAUCAGGACGAGCUCGGCCGCAGGAACUCUGUGGGGAAGUCCAAAGGGAAGGCCAAGAAGUCGGACAGCUCCCCGCCGCCUGACAGCGAUCUGGAGCGUGUUUUUCUCUGGGAUCUGGAUGAGACCAUCAUCAUCUUCCACUCUCUGCUCACCGGCACCUACGCCCAGAAGUUUGGGAAGGAGCCGGCCACGAUUCUGAACCUCGGCCUGCAGAUGGAGGAGCUGAUCUUUGAGCUGGCAGACACGCAUCUUUUCUUCAACGACCUGGAGGAGUGCGAUCAGGUCCACAUUGAGGACGUGGCGUCUGACGACAACGGGCAGGACCUGAGCACCUACAACUUCCUGGCUGACGGCUUCAACGGCCCCAGCAGCGGCGGAGCGGCGGGAGGCACAGCGGGGGUCCAGGGGGGCGUGGAGUGGAUGAGGAAACUGGCCUUUCGUUACCGCCGCCUAAAAGAGAUCUACAACACCUACAAGGGGAACGUUGGGGGUCUGCUCAGUCCCAUCAAGAGAGAGCUCCUGUUACGGCUUCGCUCAGAGAUCGAGAACGUCACCGACAUCUGGCUCACCACGGCGCUCAAGUCCCUGCUGCUCAUCCAGACCAGAGGGAAGUGCAUGAACGUGUUGGUCACCACCACGCAGCUGGUUCCGGCUCUGGCCAAGGUUCUGCUGUACGGUCUGGGAGACGUCUUCCCCGUCGAGAACAUUUACAGCGCCACAAAGAUCGGGAAAGAGAGCUGCUUCGAGAGGAUCGUCUCUCGCUUCGGGAAGAAGGUGACGUACGUGGUGAUCGGGGACGGGCGAGACGAGGAGUUCGCUGCGAAACAGCACAACAUGCCUUUCUGGAGGAUCUCGACUCACGGAGACCUCGUGUCCCUCCAUCAGGCUCUGGAACUGGACUUUCUGUAGCGGACCACUGCUGGGUGUCGAACACUAAAGGGAGACCGACCUGUCUGCUGUCACCGUGCGACGUACGGAGGCGGAGUCUGAGGGGAACUCUUCCUGUGCAGCAGCUCAACUCCGCCCCUGCAGGUGGCGACGAUCACGUUUUGCUCCUCCCCCGGAUCCUCUGAACGACGUCAUCCGUCCGUCUGGACUCGAACACAGAAACCACAAAUCAAAGACUCACAGUUUGUGUCAAAAAUCUUCUGCAGGUGUUUCUGUACCUGAACCGCCUCAUCGAUGACGUCAGCUGCUCUGACCUCUGACCUCACAGCCUUACGUGUGUGGUCACUCACACACACACUCGUGUGCUCACGCACGUUUAAAAUAAUGAACUUUUGCUUAAACAGGAUCUCGUCCGUUGUAAAAACACCAGGUUGUUGUUUGGACCAGCUCCUCAAGUAAAACCCCAAAACUUCAGGAAGUUCUGGUUCAUGAAGGUGAAACUGGACCAGUUCCAGCGGCCAGGCGUGACUUCAUCGUUCACUUCUGCUUCAAUAAUCGAUUACAGUGGUCCCUCGCUUAUCGCUCCGAUAGGUUCCAACUCUAGUGAAAAACCAUCACGUAGGGUUAGUUUAUUUUAACAUUUAUACGCUCUGUGGGUUAGAGAGUUGUAAACCCCACCCUCAACAACUGUCUGAACUCUUAAACCUUUUAAAACUAUUAAUAUUUAUUAUUAUAAUAUUAAUUACAAUAUUAAAUGGGUACUCACCAGAGAAGAUGAUGAAGGAUUAUCUGUCCGGUGAUGAAGGUGAUGGAGAUGAGCUGAGACCAGGCUCCUCGUCUUCCUCCAUCCUUCUCCAGAACACGCCCGAUUGUCCACGUUCAAGCGCGCUCAGACCUCGACAGGCCGGUUCGGCCGUCAUGACUUCGCUUUGCAAACAUUCUGUUGAAAACAGGGCCCAGAGGCACUUCAGUGCAGCACAGCACUGGUUUGAGGGAAAUGUAGUCCUGAGUGGUGACUACAGCACAGUGGAGGCUGAAUGAAAGAAACUACAAAAUGGCGGCGCCUGUCCACAUUAUUAUUUGUGUCAUUAACUUUUUCACAUCCACACGAGUUCUGUACAGAGAUAUUACUGUACGGCCACAAACCACGACGGAGCGAGUCCACGGUGGUCGAACCGCCAAGU
Nematolebias whitei (Rio pearlfish) is the source of this 2773-nucleotide messenger RNA. It is a transcript of the gene eya3, whose product is annotated as EYA transcriptional coactivator and phosphatase 3. Lineage: Eukaryota; Metazoa; Chordata; Actinopteri; Cyprinodontiformes; Rivulidae. Gene Ontology annotation, molecular function: protein tyrosine phosphatase activity. Gene Ontology annotation, biological process: cell differentiation; positive regulation of DNA repair; multicellular organism development. Gene Ontology annotation, cellular component: nucleus. The record is from RefSeq and is a predicted model, not a curated record.